Molecule: messenger RNA, 2993 nt
Organism: Dama dama (fallow deer)
Lineage: Eukaryota; Metazoa; Chordata; Mammalia; Artiodactyla; Cervidae
Gene: C1QTNF3
Product: C1q and TNF related 3
Exons: 6
Coding region: 46-1005 (319 amino acids)
Molecular function (GO): protein binding
Source: RefSeq, a predicted model, not a curated record
CCCCAGCCGUCUUCCCCGGGAGGCUCUGUGGCUCUGUUGAGAACCAUGCUGGGAAGGCAGCUCGUCUGUUGGCACCUUCUGGCUUUGCUUUUCCUCCCUUUUUGCCUGUGUCAAGAUGAAUACAUGGAGGUGAGCGGAAGAGCUAAUAAAGUGGUGGCGCGAAUAGUGCAAAGCCAUCAGCAGACUGGCCGUAGCGGCUCCAGAAGGGAGAAAGUGAGAGAGCGGAGCCAUCCUAGAACUGGGACUGUGGAUAAUAACACUUCUACAGACCUAAAAUCCCUGAGGCCGGAUGAGCUACCGCCCCCCGAGGUAGAUGACCUAGCCCAGAUCACCCCAUUCUGGGGCCAGUCUCCACAAACUGGAGGACUGCCCCCAGACUGCAGCAAGUGUUGCCAUGGAGACUACAGCUUCCGAGGCUACCAAGGCCCCCCUGGACCUCCCGGUCCCCCUGGCAUUCCAGGAAACCAUGGGAACAAUGGCAAUAAUGGAGCCACUGGCCACGAAGGGGCCAAAGGUGAGAAAGGAGACAAAGGUGACCUGGGACCACGAGGGGAGCGUGGGCAGCAUGGCCCCAAAGGAGAGAAGGGCUACCCGGGGAUUCCACCAGAACUGCAGAUUGCGUUCAUGGCUUCCCUGGCAACUCACUUCACCAAUCAGAACAGUGGGAUCAUUUUCAGCAGUGUUGAAACCAAUAUCGGAAACUUCUUUGAUGUCAUGACCGGGAGAUUUGGGGCCCCAGUAUCAGGCGUGUACUUCUUCACCUUCAGCAUGAUGAAGCAUGAGGAUGUUGAAGAAGUGUAUGUAUACCUCAUGCACAAUGGCAACACGGUCUUCAGCAUGUACAGCUAUGAAACAAAGGGGAAAUCAGAUACAUCCAGCAACCAUGCAGUGCUGAAGCUGGCCAAAGGGGAUGAGGUGUGGCUGAGAAUGGGGAAUGGUGCUCUUCAUGGGGACCACCAGCGCUUCUCUACAUUUGCAGGCUUUCUGCUCUUCGAAACUAAGUAAAACUAUGAAUAGACCAGCUCCACUUUGGGGAAGACUUAUAACUGAGAUGGUAUUGUCAUGAUCCAAGGGAUUUUGGAGUUGAUGGCUCUACAUGUUGUAUUUAAAAACAUUUUUAUUGGUUACAUUGCUAAUCACAGUACAGGUACAUCAAUAAUGUGGGAUGACUCAGGGGCUCAGAAGAAUAAACCACAAAACAGUCUUCCCAAGAGACCUUGACUAAUAUACCCAGCAACCUUUAUUGCUCUUUUCUAGGCACCUAAAAGAGAAUUACCCUCUUCAUAUAGGUUAGAAAUGAUUGUUCCCAUCAGAAAAGUCAUUUGCAAAGAGUUUUGGCUGCUCUAAUAACAGCUUUCAGGAACCCUUAAGGUUUGGGGUUCCUCAUUCUUUGGAACGUUUCAGAGAAUAGGGUGCAGUGAUUAUGAUGGGGACAAGAAAAGAAUAGGGGGCACUUGCCUGGAUCAAGGUACCAGAAAUAUUUGUAAAGUCCAAACUGGGGAGUAACACUUUGAUCCAGUGGGUCAAUAUUCAUGAGUAAAGUAAAUAUUUUUUAGUAAUUCCAGACAGCUUUUAGGUAGCAGAAGUAUUCACAGUGUUCACAAGUAUUCACAAAUAAUUGACUCCUUUUUAAUAAGGAUACUGCUAUAAUUAAAUCUUGACUUCUAAUGGCUUUUAUUGUUGGAAAUAGAAUUUUCCUAUGAUCCGAAAUUGCGCUUAUCAGGUCUAGAUUAUCAGAUGGACUCUUUUUUCCAUUGCAUUUCUUACAUUACGAUAGAGCUCUGUUGACUCUGGCCUACAGUGAGUGUAGGUUCAUAUUGUGCAAAUGUAAUCACCUACUUUUCUGUCAGCUUAGAAAUUAGCCUAAUAUUCUUUACACACACUGGCAUGGAGUAUUUAAGGAAUUGUAAACGCAGUCAUAUGCAGUCAAACUGAUGUGUACAAAAUAUAAGGGCAUUUCACUUAGCAGACAUAUAAUAAAAUUGCUUAAGCUUUUUUAAAAAUAGAAAAUUAUAUGGGAAUUCCCUGGUGGUCCAGUGGUUAAGACUCAGUGCUUUCAUUGCCUGGCCUGGGUUCAAUCCCUGGUCAGGGAACUAAGAUCCCACAAGCUGCAUAGUGGGGCCAAAAUUUUUAAAAAAUCUGUGUAUUUUAAAAAGUUGUAUGACUUCUUUGAUUACCAUAUUUAAUCAAUUUUCACAGAGCAGCCAUGCAGCUAGACUUUUGCCUAUUCCUCCCCCCCAAAAAAAUUCUCAAAGGAUUAAAUUUGCCACAAAAACUGUACUCAUGAGAAUGUGCCAUAAGUUCUGAUGAUAGAACCCCAAAUGAGUUGGCUUUAAGCAAAGAAUUAUUGGAAUAUGCAUUUACCUUAAUGUUGAAUCAUAUUUAAAAUGUACUACAGAGAUGUCUAUCUAACAAAUAUUACAUAAUGAAUUCCCUUAGAAGUAACAAGCCCUUAAAUUUAUUUUCUGUUACAAUUUGAAUUUUUACAAAGGCUUUUUAACUGUAAGUUUACUUGUAUUUGAUUACCCCCUAUAGCUAGAAGUGGAAAUAAUGAAUGAGAGCUAUACUGUUAGCUAAUUUAAUGUGUUCCACAUUCCUGUCAGCCUUUGACUCUUUCCUUUUGAUCUUCAAAUAUUAUGAAAUUCUUCCUGAAGUCAUAUGCAAUGCUAUUUUAAAGUGAAAUGGAUAUUAGCUCUAAGGUGUUUGACUGUAAUGUCUUUGUGAUUUUGUGUACAUUUUCCCUCUCCCACCCCACCCUGGUAUGGGGUCAUGGGGUUGAAGUUUAUUUUUAACAAAUUUCAAAACUUUUCUUGAAGUGCAUUCCCAAUUGAUAAUUGAAUGUUGCUUGUUUCCCAGAAGGACUUUAUAUCUAAAGAGCAUAUAUUACUAAUAAAGUCAUUUAGAGUAAGAUAUUGACCUGGCUUUAAAUAAAACUGAGGCGAGAAAAAUGUAAUAAGCAUUACAUGGAAAUAAACCCACUUUUGUUAAAUGUA